GGAUUGUCAACUCGGCAGAUGGAAAUGACGGAAAAUAACAUAAUUUACGCUAUAUCUGCCAACUAGCGUUGUGUUUGAUGCUGUUUAUGUAUGAAAUUAAUUGAGAUACUGAAAACAACUACUUGAUUGACCUGAGGAUAGAAUUGUAGAAGUUGACACGGUGAACUAUUUAGAAGCGAAAAAUGUGUCAUGUAGUACAACUAUGUAAAUCAGUGAAUUUACCUGUUACUGACAAUGUGAAAAAUGUUUGAUUGUUUCAUAAAAGAUCUUAAAAGAAAAAGAGGGGAAAGAAAAUAGUGGAUUCAUUUACUAUUUAAAUAAUUAAAAAUGUGAGUAAUGUAUAUGCUAUCUCUUGAUUGAACGAUGAGAGAACUGUUGAUCAAUUCCUCACCGUGACAAUGUGUAACAAGCAAGUGUUUCCACACUGUGACAAUGUGUAACAAGCAAGUGUUUCCACACCGUGACAAUGUGUAAGAAGCAAGGGAGGGAACUCUGGAAUACGCUGGCUCUUGUAUGGAUUACUGUCCUUGGUCUUGCUUCAGUGUGCUAUGCGGAGACAAAGUUCUGUGAUGCACCAAGCACUGUCUCGGAGGACGAAAUGCGAGACCAUCUCCAUGUAACUGCCGUUCCCCGUAACUUGUGGGAAUCGGGGUAUUUUGAGGAAGAUCUGGAAGCAUCAGAUGCCGCGACGUGUAUCAUCAGUUGUUGCGAUAGGCCACUGUGUAACGUCGCAUGGUAUACGAUCAGGAAGUGCUUUACGAUUGAAUGCGUGUCGGAACGAGCAUGCGAACCAGUCAGUCAAGAAGCAGAGAUAUAUAAGGAAACAUUGUUCAUUCAGAUUAGAUCUGUCAAUGAGACUUCGCACACAGACGAGUGCCGGUUGCACGAGGACGAUUGUGAAGAGCACGAGGAAUGUGUGAUUUCAGAGAGCAGCAGGACCCGGUGUCGAUGUAUGAAAGGAUUUACUACCAUCAGUGACUUUAAUAGAACUUGUGUGCCAGAUGUUACAUUUCACACAAGCCCAGUUGAAUGUGAAUACGGAGUGACAAUUUGUGGUUCCCAUAGACACUGUGUGUUAAAGCUGGGCUCAAAAUCUCGACAGGGAACCUGCCAAUGUGAAAAUGGCUACAUUGAAAACACAGAAGGGAUGUGUGUGCUGGAGAGUAUUGACAAGGGAGAUAAAACUGAUGAUUUUAAAAUUAGAAAUCCAGGAGAUGUUUCAAACAGUAUUAAUGGACACAGUGAAAAUGUGCCAGUGACUAGUGUUUAUGGUGAUAUUUACAGUGUUGCUAAACAAAAUGGUGCUGCAUUACCUUUCACUGGGUCAACAGAAGGGGCCAAAAUAGGGCCCACAAAAGCAGGGACAAUAAAAGUUACCUCCCCUGUUCCUACUACAAAAUCUUCUUUUCCACCAACAAAGAGGAUUACCACUGCACCUGUGGAACAGCUCACUGUCUCUGUAGGGGAAAACAAGAUCCUACAACUUCCAAACAAAGAAGUUUCACUGGUGGCAUUUACCCUGCCAGAAGAGUCCAAAGAGGAUCCAUACCACUAUGACUGGACGCUGGAGGCUCACCCUGAGGGAGAAAAUACGGGAACCAUGGACGGGAAGAACACUAACACUCUCAUGCUCAAAGAUUUGAUAGAGGGUCUAUACACAUUCCGAGUCCAAGUGACGGGGACCAACAAAUUUGGAGACGCUCUUGUUAAUGUCACUGUAAUACCACCUGCGCGCAAGAAUGUUCCCCCAGUGGCGAAAGUGAGGCCCACAGAUCUUGUCGUAAAACUGCCCAACUCAGCCAUUCUUGAUGGAUCAGACAGCACAGAUGAUGAUAAGAUUGUCAGCUAUCUCUGGGAGGUUGUUAAGGGGCCGUUACAGGACAAGUCCAUUACUGGGGACAAGGCCAUCUUGUCUCUUACUGACCUGCUGCCCGGAAACUACACAUUCAAGUUGACAGUGGCUGAUUCAGACGGUGCUACUAAUUCUACAACAGCUAAUGUCACUGUGAUUAAAGAAACGGACUACCCUCCAAAGGCGAAUGCUGGUUCUGACAUAGUAAUCCACCUUCCCAAGAACUCUGUCAUCCUGAGCGGAAACAUGAGCACAGAUGACAAGGGUAUUGUGAGUUACGAGUGGAUUAAAAUGUCUGGGGACGAGCUUACUGCAGAUAUGCAGGGUACAAGAACGUCCGAGCUACAUCUAUCAAAUUUACAAGUCGGGGACUACAUGUUUUCAUUACGGGUUACAGAUGGAUCGGGUCAGAUGUCCGAGGCAGACAUCCAUGUUUAUGUCAAACCAGAGGAGAACACUCCCCCCGUUGCUAUAACAGCUGUGACCGUAGAAAUGUCACUGCCCCUUGAUAGUAUUCUUCUGGAUGGUAGUAACAGCACUGAUGACCAGAAAGUAACAUCGUAUCUAUGGCAACAGAUUGGUGGCCCUACGACUCUGGUGAUUCGAGACUCGAGCGAAAUGGUGACGGAAGCUGCAGGGGAGAUUAAGGUUGGCAAAUAUGAGUUUAAACUCACAGUAAAGGAUGUGGAACAACUCACUUCCUCCGCCACUCUUACUGUCCAGGUGAAAAAAGUUGCCAAUGAGCCUCCAGUGGCCCAUGCAGGCGGGAACCUGGAGGUGCAGUUACCAUUAGGGCUAGUUACACUGGACGGUUCCCAGUCCACUGAUGAUCACCGCAUUACUGGCUUUCACUGGCAAAGGGAACCAGGGUCACUUGCUGCAGGGGACAUUCUUAACAACAGUGACCACCAGGCAGUGCUGCAGCUGGUUAACCUGGUGGCUGGUCGAUAUGUGUUCACUCUCAAUGUUGUCGAUGGGGAAGGCUUGAGUAGCUCCGAUAAAGCCUCACUUGUUGUCAAGGAAGACCCACACAAGAAAGAUCUCAUGGAGUUAGAGCUAGAGGCAGACAUUACAACAUUCACACAGGAUAACAAGGAAAAGCUUGAGGGUCAGUUAACUUUGUUGUUACCUCGGCAACCAGAGGAAGGGGAAACGAGAAUUGACAUUCAAACCAUCUCCAUGGACACAAAAACUGGAAAUCUCAGGGUGCUAUUUUAUGCAAUGAACGUGUUGAGGGACACCAGGACGUACAGGAGUGGUGUGUCCACCCUCGCACAACUCAAGGAAAAACUGCUGUCAUCCGCCAAUGUCCUCGACUUUACAGUGGCCAACCUAGAUACAUUAGUUUGUCAGAAGAACUGUUCGAACCACGGCCACUGUGACAUGAAAACCAAGCUAUGUAUCUGUGAACCUUUCUGGACGGCAAAUGUCAUCUUGUACAGACUGCACGGGGAGUCCAACUGUGAUUGGAGCAUUCUGUAUGUGGUGAUCGUGGGCUUUCUCAUUGUGAUAUUUUGUACCGGUGCAAUUUGGGGAUUAGUGUUCUGCUGGCAAAGAAAACGGUGUCGUUGUAGCAGUUGCCGUCUGCGAACAUCGAGAAAACGUCAUCGUUACUCGCUACUACAGGACGGGGAUGAAGAGGAGACUGUGGAGCUGAAAUCAGGAAAAAAGCAAAACAGCAGCCUUAUGGUGUCAGAGUCAGACUUUAGUAGCGAGGAAGAAACCAUUUUCGUGAAUAACAAGAAAUCCAACGGACAUAUCGGGAAACUAAACGGGGUCUCCAAACAGUAUUCACAAAACUCCUUGAAGACGUAGCAACCAGCUAUGUUCUUUCAGGUUUUACACAUGUUAUUGACUUGGGAGUGUGUGGUUAUUAACUUUUGGGCAAAAAGGAUUGACACAAACAGUAUGUUUCAGAACUUAAAUAUUGGUUGUGGAUAUCAAGUGCAUUUCUGGAAGAAUAUGGAGACAUUUAUUUUUGGUUGAAUAUAUAUGUGAGCAUUUUAAAUGAUAAAUAGACUUAUAGAGUUAUAAUGAAGACAUUGUAAUUAUUGAAAUGAUGAUUAACUCUUUUUUAUGUCAUUUCACUCAUUUCACCGCAGAGAAUGAAAAAAUAAUCAAAGUCGUAAAAAUUGAAUGUCCUUUUAAUAGCCCAUUCUCUUAUAGAAUAUGUUGAUUAAAUCAUUGGUCUAUAUUGCCAAAAAAAAAUAUUCCACUGCAAAUACUGCCAUUCAGUACCAACUCAUUGGUUUCGACCAAUUACUCAACUCCACUUUUUGCUUUAGAAUUAUUUUUUUGGAAAUAUUGACCAAACAAAACAUCAAGACAUUUUAUGAGAAAAUGCACUUUUAAAAAAAGAUAUAUUUUUAAUCAUACUUUGCUCUUGCGUGGUAAAAUGUGGUGAGGCUGAGAUUUGACUUAAGUAUUUUUUUCGUGAAUUGUGAUUGGUUGUGAUAAAUACUAUAACAGCUUUAUACUAAAAACUUGAAACGGGGAGUGUUCAGAAAGUUUUUACCAAAAAGUGAUCCUUUGUUGAUAACAGCGUUUUUUGAGUUAUUUCUGCGAUAUACAGUAAAAAAAUUGUUUAUUUAUGAUGAAUUAUAUUUAUUUAUAAAAGUGUCUCUAUUAUGCAAGAAUUAAUGAAGGGAUUGUGUGUUAAGUUUUGCUUGAAAUGAAAUGCUUAAAGGUAAAUUAUUUCUUUUAUUAUAACCAAAACGGUUUCGAAAUCAUACGGAUCAUAGUUAGCCACCUCGGUACUUUAUUCUAUUUACAGUCCAUUGGAAUGACAAAAUCUCUUUCUCAUGAAUAUUAAUGAGGUAAGGGAGAACAAUCUUCUUCCAAUCAAAUUGUGAGUUGCAAUUUUAUUGACUCAGUGGAUUAACCAUGAUGUCAUACGGAUGUUUUGUUAAUAAAAUGAUAAAUCUAACCAUGAUAGGCAUAACAUCAUCACUCUGGUAAACGAGAAUGCUGUUUGGCGUAGACGUUAUAAAAUUCAUGUUUAUUAACAAGCAGUUCACAAUAUUUAGUAUGCACACAAAUUUUUUGGAGUACUUGAAGGUACAUCCACUAUGGUUUUUGUUAAAGACUGGUGAAAUAAGGGUUAUGGUAUGUCAUUUGUUAUUGACAGUGUUAAAAAUUAAUAUAUAUUUAUCAUGUUAUAUGUAUUUUUUUACGAUAUGUUGUUAUUUCUUGUUAUUUAUAAAUGUAUGAAUAUCCAUUUCAUUUUAUUGUAAUCGGCGUUCGGGAGUUAUUGUGUUCUAAUGUACAGUUUUCAAAAUGUCAUACACUGAGCAUGGCAUUAUUUUAAUUUGUAUUUAUAAACAUGUUUUUGGUGACUUUAAUUUUCUUUUGUGAGGUCAGCGAACAUAUUAAUAAAGUUUAAGUAUUAUAAAAAAAAAAAUCUUUUUAACAAUUAAUUUAAAUAAUAAAGAUUUUUCCUUACCAUUUUUCGAAAUUUUUAUUAAAGAAAUAGAAUAUGAACAAAUUACUAUUUCUGAAAGAUUCUAAUUUAUCCUUUGAAAAUAGCCUUAUUUGUUUACUUGUUAUAGCACAGUGUAUAGAAUAUAAAGUAUCGAUUUUCCAAUACUGUAAAACAUAUUCAUUAUAAUAGGAAUGUCAUUUGUCCAUGGAUUUGCAUAAUUCUGCAUAUCAGCAGCCAACUGUAUGACAUUCGUCAAGUCUUUGAUUUGGUUAAAGUUGGUCAAAAGAUCUUCUGAUUGGUCAAUAUUUAUUUUAAAAAAAUGAUAUCAACCAAUCAAAACUUUAAAAUGUGCAAAUCUGAUGGCUCCAUGGACCAAUGAUUUUUUUUUAUUGAAGCCAGGAGAGCCUUCAAACAGGCUUUAAAAAAUUAACUUUGCUUCUGUGGCAUAGGAUGCCCAAACCAUCACCCUCAGCCCUCCAGCUGUCAGGUCAUCACAUCUCACAUUAUAGGCACACAUCAUUGAUGUAGAAUGUAAAUUGUAUAUAAUAUCAGAUCAUGCAUUUCAUAAGGUAGAAAGUGAAAUUGCUUUCUCACUGCACGUGAUGAAAAUGUUCAUUUAUCACGAUGUUAUCUGGUACUAUACUAACAGCAUUGUUUUAACUGUCAGUCAGUAAGAUGCUACGCACAUCAACACUGACUAAAGGGGUUUGUCCGAAUAGUUAUAGAAUUACUAGACUUCAAAUAAUUAUUUCUUCAUGCUGCACUCUCGCAGAUAUGACCAUUUUGACAAUAUUUCUUGUCUUUGAAUGAGCCAAGUUCUUCAUAAUUAUUUACCUUUGAAAAUUGAUGUUUUAUGCAGAUAAGUUCAUUUUUCUUAAAAUGUUAACGUUAUAGCCAUAAACAACAAUUUUCAACCUUAAAUAUAAAUAAAAUAAUUUUUUGUGACCUUUUAUAUAUUUUUAUAUAUCACUGGUUUCCAGACAUUAACGCAAAAUUUUGCUCAGUCAAAGACAAAAAAAAAAUAGUUGUCAAAACCGUCAAUUUAUGAGAGUGCAGCAUUAACUCAUGCAUAUUAUUGGCUUGUUCUUAACUUAAAGUAGAUAUACAUGUACAUAAAGCUCAUUUUUCUUGUCUUAUGGGCAGGCUUAAAAAUCAAAGAAUUCUCGCUUCAUAUUUUCAUAGGAAGUGCAAAAAAUACGGAGUGUAGGAAACGCCUAUUAGAGCGUGUACGGUAUAUAAAUUAGAAGUUUUGAUUUGUACUUAAUUAUUCUAUUGUUUUAUGUUAAAACUUUCACUUUUUGAGGCCAUUUAUCAUCUAUUGUCUUUUCAAAAUUAUUGCCGAUUGUUCAGAAUUUUGUUAAAAUUAGCAACAUUGUUAACGGCAUCAUUGUUAACUUUUAUAAAGUUCGCUAUUUGAGGAUUUGCUCAUAUAUCAAGUAAGCACAGUUAAAACAGUUGUUGUAUUAAAUCAUGUUAGAAUCGCAUGUCAGAUCACAUGUGUAUCCAUGAAAUAUCUAUAGCAGUAAAGAUUUGAUAGUUAACAAUGUUGUCAUUAACUAGAAUGUUAACUUUAGCAAGGUUCUGAACAGUCAGCCCUGUAUUUCUAUGUAGUUAAAAUAUCUUAUUUUAGUAAUAAUAGCUGCAUUUGUCUGUUCUAUAUUAUUUCGCAAGCAUUUGCUAUUAAAGUGUUCUAUUUAAAUUGUAACAAUGACCUACAAUGGGCUGUUGGUUCAGAACUUUGUUUUAGUUAACAACGUUGUUCGCAUCAUCAUUGUUAACUUUCAAAAUCUAUACUACUGUGAAAGUUAACAUUGCAAUAUUUCUAUCGAGGUUGAAGACAACUGUUUCAGCUGUACCUAUUUUAUUUAAAAUCAAAUGUAUGACCACGUAAUAAAAAUAUUUCACCCUUUAGAAGUUAACAAAGAAGCUGUUAACAAUGUUGUUAUCUUUAACCAAUUUCUGAACACGCAGCCCAAUAUAACUGAGUCUCUAAAUCUUAUGAAGUUUUGUUAUACGCAAGUCAAUAAUGAUGGCAUGUUUUUGUAUAUGGAUAUUUGUUUAAGUCUUCUACUCUGCAAUAUAUUUUGAGAUUGUUUCUUAGUUUAUAUAUUUUAGCAGAAAUUUUAUUUAUUGCAUUUUGCUCAUUAUUGUAAUGUCUACAAAAUAAUAUGUUUUUGUUUUAAAUUAUAGGUUAAAGGUUCUUUUUUGCAUAAUACAUGUGUAGAAAUAUGAAAUUAUGAUUACUAUAUAACACAGACUUAUAAAUAGUUAUGUAAAAAAAAAUUGAAUUUGAAUCAUAAAAUCUUAUCGUGAUUAAAACUUCUUAAAUAUAAAAAGUGUAAUUAGCAGAAGAGCUGAUGGGGAUUUGUUUCAUCAAGAUUUCUAGGAAUGGUUCCAAGCUAGCAGAGAUCCCUAAAAGAAGAACUUCACUGUUAAAAAUCUCUCCUAUGUACGGAUCAAUUCCCAUGCUUUUGAUAAAACAGUCCUCAGUUUAAAAAAGAUAAGUGAUUGGAAUAUAUCAUAACAAUCAGGCAGUCAGCAGGUCAUCCGGCUCUUUAGAAUUGUAAUUGUAAUUUACUUUAUUGUCAGAAAAUAGCUCAACCAGCUGUGAACACAAAAAAGACACAAGAAAUAUUAUCAUACCAUUUAUUUUUGAUGAUAUACAAAUUUAAUCAAAGUAUGCAGAGUUCAUGUAUUUACCAAAGUUGUUGUGCUGUUGUUUGGAUCUCUGUUUUCUUUCUCUUUUUGGCCAGUGUUCUUGUAGUGAUAUAAAUGGGUCAUCGGCAAAAAUGAGUCCUGAGUAGGAAAGAGGCGUUUUCAUUUUUUGCUAGUUUUGGUCUUCAUGAGCAGGCAGUAAUAGUUAUUUCAAAACGUCUUCAAAAAGGUUCUUUAAUAUAAUGUUACACAUUGUUAUGCCCCUCUUGGAAGAGGUAGGGGUAAAUUGCAAAUUGCUUUGCACAUGUCCAUCGGUCUAACCAAACCUUGUUUGAUUGAAAAUAGAGACAGCUUGAGCCUAAGGUCCUUAAACUUGGUAGAGUAGUUGGUUAUGACCAGCAGAUGACCUCUAUUGAUUUUGAUGUCAGUAGCUCAAAAGUAUUGUUGCCUUGAAGAAAAAAACUUGUCCAAUUGAUAGCUACAGUAUAUGUGGUCCUAUGGUCCUCAAACUUGGCAGGGAGGUUGGUCCUGACCAGCAGAUGAUACCUAUUUAUUUUGAGGUCAGUAAGGUCAAAGGUUAUGGUUCUCGUGACCUUGGACACAAUUUUUUUUCUGAUUUUUACUGGAGGAUGCUUAAGCCUGUAUUCCUCAAACUUGAUCUGGUCAUACCUAUAAAUACCCCACAGACAUCUUAUGUGAAAUGACUAAUUAGCUGCCAUUAGGAGGACAAAGUCAUAGAUGUUUUACAAUCAAUAAUGGCUAUCUGUCUGACAAGGCCAAGUCGGGGCCCUUUUUCAAGUGACUGUGACAGCUCUUUUAAUUAGUUUGUUCUGUAUUCCUACCUGUUUUUGUUGUUAUUGUGAUUGCCUUAACAGGACUCAUUUUUGAUGCCAACGUUGCAUAUUAUUGGCAAGAUUUGUAUCCUAUGUCAUUGGUCAAAAAUCCCGCAAACCUGCACUUGUAAAACAAUUUCCGGAUUUGCUUAAAUUCUGGAUUUUGUAUAAAAGAGCUUGUUACAAGAUUUGAUGCCAAACCAAUUUAGAUAAGAAUUUGCGUUCAUACCAGCCUAAUUGUUCAUUGUCAAUCUUAAAAUUAACGGCGUUACCACUCUCUUUGCUAGUUGAUAUAAAAAUUUUGUUACUGAUAUUUUUUAACAUGAUUCUCUUUGUGUUGAGAUUAGUUAUUUUACCAUGUAGAGCUUGAUUUAUACUCAGACAACCUGGGUAUUUAAUUAACUUGACUUCAUGUUCUGUGUGAUGUCUUAGGUUACGAUUAAAACAUAACUUGUCUUAUCUGACCCAUGUUUACUUGUUAACUACAUAACCCUUGAUUCAACUAUGUAAAUAAAAAUAUAAAAUUAUGACCAUUGGAAGCUAAAAAACAUACUGAUUGUGUGCAUAUUUAUGAUUCAGUCAAACAAUUUAUUUAUUUAUUGGCAUAACAAUUGUUUUUUUGUCAGGAAAAGGUUUUUGGAGAAUAAUCUUAAAAAAAAAAAAAAAAAUCUAAUUAUUUACUCACGUUUUAUUUUUAUUUAUAUAAAUGUCCUACAAUUGAUAGUGCUCUGGGGGCUGUGACUAUUGGGUUUUGGCUUCGAGUCUAAUCUAUUUCACAAAAAUAUUACCAUCUCUAUUUUGUUCAAGAAGUGGAAUAUCUCACAUUACUUGUGAGAGUUAUCAUUAUUUGUAUCAGGAAUGCCAAUGAUUAGCGUUAUUUAUUUUUGUUCUUUGUGUUGUAUUUGAUUGAACUACGCUUGCAAAAAUAUUUAAUGAUCCCAGUGCAACACUGGUGUAACUCCAUUAAAAAUUGCAUGAGUAAGGUUCCUCUUGUGCUCAUCCUUCGAUUUUUAGAUAUUUGCAAAACUUCUAUGAGCAACACAAUAUAAUCUUCGUCAGACAAUGUCAUCUUCAUCAUAUGUAGACAAUUUCAUCUUCACCAGACUGUUGAAUUGUUUAAAUAUCUAUUUGAGUAGGUUAGAGAUGCAUUUGCAUGUAUAUAAGAUUGAUCAUAUUUUUUCAUGAUUUCAUGCUGUUUGAAUGCCGGAGAUCGCACAAGCAAAUUCCAGAAGUAGGCUAAUCCGAUCAGAGCACUAAAUUGAAAUAAGACAAUGACGUUAUAACCCCUUGUGUGUUAUAACAUAUGAAUAUCAAGUUUUCUUAAGCACAUUGCAUGUUAUGUGACAUCUCGCUGCAAUGUGCCUGGAGAAAACUAGUCAAAAGACUAGUUAAUGUACAUAUAUAGCUAUAAAUUAUCUUGGUAAAAAAACAUGAUAAAAUUCUACACAUGCGGCUACCCUUGCUAUGUUAAAUCGCGAAAUCCAAAACACGUAUUACCGGUAUGUAAUUCACUUCACCACAUUAUGUAUAUGACACAUAAACCAAUUGUUGUCGUAGAAGAAGAUUGUUUUGUUUUUUGUUUUAUAAUCGUAAUUCUUAGAGAUAUUGAUGUAUUCUUUUCCAUUCAUGGAUAAUUGUAAGUUGGGUGAUUUCAGCUAAGUGUUGGUUGAUUUUCGGGUCGAAAAUGCACAAUCACUACUCUUAUACCAGGGAACUAGAAAAUUUGAUACAAGAGUUGUGUAUUUACCUCAGAUUUGUUCACUUUCACUCCGACAGCCUACCAAUACAUAAUAGUGGAAAUCAGCCAUUAUUCUGUAUAUUUUGUAUAAUAUAGUGGGAUGAAAUUGAAACGGAAUUAUUUUUGUAAUAUUCUGAACAUUCCAACUCAUUUAUUGAAUAGGAAAUGACAAAUGCUUUAGAAAGACUUUAUAUUCUAUGUAUUUACCCUUACCCUAACUGAACCCUAAUUUCAGGCAGAAAGCAGCAGGGCUUGGGUAUUCAUAAAACAUCUUAAGUCAAUUCCUAACUUAAGUCUUUUUUUAUCGUCAACUUAAACAAAGUUUACGAAAGUUUUCUUUAAACAUUAAAAAUUGAAUUUCAAAUUAAUGGAAAUCAGGUUGUUCAGAAAGUAUAACAUAUAUAUGACCAGUGGAUUAACUGACAUAAGUAAGGAAGUAACGAAAGAUGUUUUAUAAAUAAGCGGCCCACUCACUGCCUGUACACCUUUCAUGUGGGUACAAUAUUGCAAAAAAGUAUUGGUCUCAAAAAGUAUGGGUCUCCAAACUGUCUUUACCUCAGUUCUUUUUUUUUUCUUCAAAUUUCGGUGUUAUUAUUACAUUGAUAAUCAUUCUUGCUCAUUUAACUCGACAGUAGUUCUUGUUAAUGUCCAUUCAAUAAAAUUAAUUUUGUGCUUUUGAAUUACAUAUUAUAAUACAUUCUCCGUUGUUCAUCUAUCAAGCUUGGUAGAGACCUCUAAUGUUGCAUUAAACUAUUAAAAUUGGUAGUGACCUUCAGUGUGACAUUGAUAUGUCAAUUGUUUGUAUUGUUUUGGAGAUACAUGAAACUAUACAGAAUCUAUGUAGAUUGUUAAAAGUAAAAAUAAAACUAUUUAAUUCUGAA
Molecule: messenger RNA, 11380 nt
Organism: Mya arenaria
Lineage: Eukaryota; Metazoa; Mollusca; Bivalvia; Myida; Myidae
Product: dyslexia-associated protein KIAA0319-like protein
Exons: 24
Coding region: 467-3667 (1066 amino acids)
Cellular component (GO): cytoplasmic vesicle; plasma membrane
Source: RefSeq, a predicted model, not a curated record